UAAUAUUCCCUGCACUUCAGUAGAAAUUGUGUUUCAUCGAGAGAGAAUAACAGAGGGAAAGCUUAAGCAAUGGCGGCCGAGGAGGACAGCGGGGAGUUUUACCUCCGCUACUACGUGGGCCACAAAGGGAAAUUCGGGCACGAGUUUCUGGAGUUCGAGUUCAGGCCAGAUGGGAAGCUCCGGUACGCUAACAACUCCAACUACAAAAACGACACUAUGAUCCGCAAAGAGGUCUUCCUCACUCCUGCCGUUCUUAAGGAAUGCCGCCGCAUCAUCGCCGAGAGCGAGAUAAUGAAGGAAGAUGAUAACAAUUGGCCAGAACCAGACCGUGUUGGGCGGCAAGAGCUUGAGAUAGUGAUGGGGAAUGAGCACAUCUCUUUCACAACUUCAAAGAUUGGGUCCCUUGUUGAUGUUCAGAGCAGUAAGGAUCCUGAAGGUCUUCGCAUAUUUUAUUAUCUGGUUCAGGAUUUGAAGUGCUUUGUAUUCUCUCUUAUCUCACUCCACUUCAAGAUCAAGCCUAUUUGAAGAAUGAAUGAUGAUAUUGAAAUCCUCCACUAUAGAGGGGAGAGUGGUGUGUCUGUCACAAUUGGCGUUUCUGCGUUUGAUAUAAAGCUUUGUUUUCCAUUUCCUUUUGUUCUCUUGAAUUGAUGAGCUAAGUCUGUGUAUGGUUUGGUUGUGUGAGUAAUUUUUUGGAAUUACAUAAUGUCACUCUGUUUCUGUUGUGAAA
Gossypium arboreum is the source of this 727-nucleotide messenger RNA. RefSeq names its product protein mago nashi homolog. NCBI's taxonomy places the organism in Eukaryota, Viridiplantae, Streptophyta, Magnoliopsida, Malvales, Malvaceae. Bases 70 to 525 code for a protein of 151 amino acids. The transcript has 3 exons. Gene Ontology annotation, biological process: RNA splicing. The record is from RefSeq and is a predicted model, not a curated record. Gene Ontology annotation, cellular component: exon-exon junction complex; nucleus.